Talaromyces marneffei is the source of this 1548-nucleotide messenger RNA. RefSeq lists its product as uncharacterized. Gene Ontology annotation, cellular component: membrane. Gene Ontology annotation, molecular function: transmembrane transporter activity. NCBI's taxonomy places the organism in Eukaryota, Fungi, Ascomycota, Eurotiomycetes, Eurotiales, Trichocomaceae. Gene Ontology annotation, biological process: transmembrane transport. The coding region runs from base 1 to 1548 and encodes 515 amino acids. The transcript is spliced from 5 exons. The record is from RefSeq and is a predicted model, not a curated record.
AUGCUUGCAAACCGAACAUCCAUGGAGCGCGUCUCCAUAGGUGACGAUAUCAUCAAGGAGGACAUCAUCCGGACCGAAAUUGAGGAAUCCGGAAAUGGUCUCGGGCAAGUGAUCCCCAAGCCAGAAAGCAUUCGCGACAUGACCCCGGAAGAGCUGCAGGGACUCGAAACCCAGAUGGUGCGCAAAGUCGAUAUGGUCAUUAUGCCAAUCAUGGGAGUGCUAUAUCUACUCAACUAUGUCGACCGAUCCGCGCUUGCAUCGGCCAAGGUCUAUGGUAUUAUGACCGACCUGAACAUGACCACCAAUGAUUUUGCGUCUGCCAUCUCCAUCCUUUUCGCCGGUUAUAUCCCCUUCCAGAUUCCGUCUAAUCUUCUCAUGAGUAAAAUUUCUCGUCCUGGUUUGUAUAUCUGUGCUGCCGCUACCGUUUGGGGUGUUGUCAGUGGCUGUACCGGCGCUGUUCGGUCAUAUCAUGGCCUUCUAGCAAUCCGUGUGCUAUUGGGAGCUACCGAGGCCGUCUUCUUCCCUGGUGUGAUUUAUCUUAUGAGUGCAUGGUACACCAAGAAAGAACUUGGAAAGCGACUAGGAGCGUUGUUCAUCUUCCAGUCCAUUGGUAGUGCGUUUGGUGGAUUUAUUGCUGCUGCUUGUUUGACUCUGGAUGGACGUUAUGGUAUCGCUGGUUGGAGAUGGCUUUUCAUCGUCGAGGGAGCUACAACAGUCGGCUGUGGCCUCGUAUCUGCCAUGUUCAUGCCCGAAUACCCACACAAAGCGCGUCUCCUGAAACCCAUCGAGCGCGACUACGCCGUUUGGCGUCUGGAAAUGGAGGCCGGUGCUGGCGAGGCCAAUGACGAGAUUACGGUCUGGAAGGGAUUCAAGAUGGCAUUCUCUGAUCCCAAGAUUUGGGCUUUGGUGUGGUGUAUGGGUAUGAGUCAGGCUAUGGGCUCGACUGGAAACUUCUUCCCAACUCUUGUCCAAACUCUGGGAUACAACAAGAACAUAACCCUCCUGCUCACGGCCCCUCCUUAUAUCGUUGCAGCCAUUGCAAGCUGGGGAGCGGCCUAUAUUAGCGAUCGCAUGAACAUCAUCCUCCCCAUCCUCCUCGUCAGCCUCUCCCUCGCGGUAGUCGCGUACGUGAUCUGCCUCGCCUCCCUGACCCUCGGUGCCCGCUACUUCGCCAUGAUGCUGAUGCCAUCCGUCAUCGCCUGCCCACAGGCCAUGCUCUUCAAGACCCUCAAUAUCCAUAUGGCUCGUCCGUACCCCAAACGCGCAGCUGGAGUUGCCAUGAUCAACGCUAUUGGCGGAAUAUCAAACGUUUGGGCUAGUUAUCUGUAUUAUGAUGGGCCGCAUUAUUAUGCUGCUUUUGCUUGCACAAUUGGCUGUGCGGUUUCCUUUUUCAUUACUCUUAUGGUCUAUACAUGGCACGUUCGUCGGUUGAAUAGACUUCUUGGAGGAACCCCUGAGGAUCAGCGUCAUGCCAUGAAGCAUGGUGUCACUAAACAACAGGGAGACUUGGGUUGGCGGUUCUUGGGUUGGCGGUUCUUGGGUUUCUAA